Messenger RNA from Hemicordylus capensis (graceful crag lizard), 5719 nucleotides. RefSeq names its product protein phosphatase 1 regulatory subunit 10 (gene PPP1R10). Gene Ontology annotation, molecular function: metal ion binding. Lineage: Eukaryota; Metazoa; Chordata; Lepidosauria; Squamata; Cordylidae. The coding region runs from base 1896 to 4685 and encodes 929 amino acids. The transcript has 20 exons. Gene Ontology annotation, cellular component: nucleus. The record is from RefSeq and is a predicted model, not a curated record.
GGAACGGCUUGGGAGGGAACAAAAGGGGCUUCCGUUUUGAUUAUUUUUAUUCUCCUCUUCCCCCCAAGUCGUAAUUAACGUUUACAAAAAUAAAUUUUUUCUUCGGCUGUAAUUGAACGUAAAUUGCCCUUUCCAAUGAGUUACUGGCUCAAUUUUCAAAACCCUAGUCAGUCAAAAGAGCAGCUAAAGUUCAAAUUCCCAUUUUUAAAAAUUCGCGUUAGUAAUAUUACCCCGUGAUUCUUUUCCACCCCCCACCGCAAUGCUGAGCUUUAGUUUCGAUGCAUACGGCCAAGUUUACUUUGAUCUUGAGAAACCGUCGAACUUCCUUCGAGAAUCAAAGGAAAAAAUCCCCUCACAGUUGCGUCUCUUGAGAAGACACAUAAAAAAGCCAUCUACAUUUCGAUCGCCUGUCUUGGGAAGCUGUUAAAAUUCUUUGUGACCUGAAGGAGAACAACUGCCACUAAAAAACAUAAAAAAGCCAAAAUUAAUAUCUAGCAACAACCUUCCCUGAUGUUUUUUGUCAAGCAACUUUUUGUUAUUGACCAAAAAAGUUGCUUUUUUUUAAAAAUGAGCAAAGCCAAAAUCAUUUUUUUCUUUAAAAACACAGCUUAAUCCAAAAAAGCUAAACCUUGAGGCGCUGUCGACGAGAAAAAUAAUUGGAUAGUAAGUGUCGCAUUUUCAACCAACUGACCAAAAAAAUUUCAUCCGUGUCGAAGGCACGAAGAAAAGACAAAAAAAAAUAUGGAGGGAAAGGGGUUUGUUUGAGGUGUUAACCCUUAAGACGAGGCAUUUUGCCAUCAAAAAAUGCAUAUUUAUAAGGAGUAUGAUGGUUUCUUAGAUAAUCCAUCGACUCCGGGACUGUCAAGGGUUAAUGAGCUCCCACAUAAAAGAUGGUGGUGACUGGGCCAUAAAGUACUACUACUUUGUGUGGGAGACGUGGAAAUGGACUAAAUAAGCAAUCUGUACAUAAAGAUUGCAGGGUAAGAGUUAAAGAGGACAAAAAGCAAUAACUGGGUAGUAGCCAGCAAGGAGUCAAUUUAAAAUACAGGGUGAUCUGUCAUGGCCUCUAUAUUUCUAAAUUUGUCAAUGUUAAAAAGGUUUUGUGCUUUUUUUUACUUGAAAGUUUUAAACUGUAUAUGUAGGUAUGUAAUGCUGCAAAAAAAAAAAUUAACUGGCAAUCUAGAAAUAAAGAUUGCAAAAUGACUUGGGAAAGUUGUUUUAAACCAGUCCAAUAUAUAUUUUUAAAGCCCUCCUAACUAGAAAGUGAUCUAUUGGACUCAAAUGAGGUCUGAUGUUUUUUUAAAAAAUGUUCAUCCUUUAAUAUCGCCCCCCCCCACGCUGCAAUAUGGCAGUGCUGUUUUGUCUUUUGUCCCUGACAAGCAGCAUUGUAUAUUUCCUUUUCAGGAUGUUUCCACUUUUAUUCCGUCUCCUACCUCCCCCAUGUGUGGAGGAGGAAAGGGGGGCAGCGGUAUUGACCAUGCAACGGUGAAUAGUGAAAGGUUCUUUUAAGUCUCUCGCACUCGCCGGCAAGAAAUAGCUCUUUUUCCUUAACUGUGUAUGUUAAAUAGGUUCUAGUUGCAGAACUGACAUAAUACAAUACGAAUCUGUAUAUAUGAUGGGGGUUGUACUGCUAUAGCUUUCUUAAUAGAUUCUGAAGCCUCUUGCUUUUUUUUUUUUUCCUAAUCGCCUGUGCUUCUAAAAUGGCGGCGCUGCCUCUUUCCUUCCUCCUGUACAAGAGAACCUACAAGGCUUGCUGGGCAGGGAGCUGAUGUAAGCAGCUUGUCAAACUCCUCCCACUGAAUAGCAUACGGAGCCGGAGCAAGCAGUCAUGGAAUGGAGGGAAGGAGAGAUGUUGUGGGAGGGGAGAUGUGGCUUACCCUUCCUUUCCAAAACUAAUGAAAUUCCACUCCCACUUCAUCUAUAGGAAAUCUCUAGAAUUUCCCACCAUGGGCUCCAGACCGAUAGACCCAAAGGAACUCCUGAAGGGACUGGACUGUUUCCUUGGCAAAGAUGGAGAAGUCAAAACUCAUGAAGGCAUCACUAAAAUUUUCAGCUUAAUGAAAGAUGCGCAGAAGAUGGUCAGUCGCUGCAUCUAUCUGAACAUCUUGUUGCAGACCCGAGCGCAAGACAUACUCUCAAAAUUCAUCAAGGUUGGUGGCUACAAGCUCCUCAACACUUGGUUGACUGGCUCAAAAGCAUCCAACAAUGUCCCCCUUCUUCAGCAGAUUCUGCUUACGCUGCAACAUUUACCCUUAACAGUGGAUCAUCUGAAACAGAACAAUACUGCCAAACUGGUGAAACAGCUCAGCAAGUCAAGUGAGGAUGAAGAGCUUCGUAGACUGGCUUCCAUAUUGGUCAGUGACUGGAUGGGUGUCAUCCGCUCCCAGAGUAGCUCCCAGCCUACAGAGCGAGACAAGAAAAAGAGGAAGGAGGAAAAUAAAAGUAAAGCACCUGUUCAGGAGAAGCCUCAGGAGACCAAAUCUGAAGCCAAGCCUGAGGAGACACCUGAGAAGAAGAAGGAAAAGCCGAAGUCUCUGCGCACCACAGCACCCAGCCAUGCUAAGUUCCGUUCCACUGGUCUGGAAAUGGAGACCCCAUCGCUCACUCCUGUAAAGAAGAACACCAAUGCUGCUGUAACCUCUGAUAAAUACAACUUGAAGCCAAUUCCACUGAAGAGACAGAGCACAUCUGUUCCAGCUGGGGACAACCCUCCUGCUGAGAAGAAAUACAAGCCCCUUAACACUACCCCUAAUGCUACCAAAGAGAUCAAAGUGAAGAUCAUCCCUGCACAACCCAUGGAAGGUUUGGGCUUUUUAGAUGCCCUCAACUCUGCCCCUGUCCCAGGGAUCAAAAUCAAGAAGAAAAAGAAAGUCCUGUCUCCAACAGCAGCUAAGCCAAGUCCUUUUGAAGGGAAACCAGCCCCAGAAACUAGUGCUGCCAAGCCAUCUUCACCAGAGCUUACCCCUGCAUCAGAACUAAUGGAUGUGGAAAGACCUGGUACCCCCGUACCAGCUGUGGAGGUUCCUGAGCCCAUGGAGACAAACUCCUCUGAACAGGGUGGGUUGCUGGAUCCCAAGCCAGCUGAGAGCCCAGUUGACUCAACACAGCUAACGAAGAAGGGCAAGAAAAAGAAGACUGUGAGCUGGCCUGAGGAAAGCAAACUCCGAGAAUAUUUCUAUUUUGAAUUGGAUGAGACAGAGCGAGUCAAUGUGAACAAGAUCAAGGAUUUUGGUGAGGCAGCCAAGCGGGAAAUGCUGAUGGACCGCCAGGCCUUUGAGACGGCUCGUCGACUCAGUCACGAUACCAUGGAGGAGAAGAUCCCCUGGGUCUACCCAAAGACCAUUGACUUGCCUGCUCCACUGGUGCAGCCAGGAAGUGGCAGCCAGGAGAAAUUCACUCAAGCUGAGCGUGAGAAGGGCAUUUUACAGGAAAUCUUUCUCUCAAAAGAGAGUGUUCCUGAUAGCCCUCAUGAGCCUGACCCAGAGUCUUAUGAACCAGUGCCGCCCAAGCUGAUUCCUCUGGAUGAGGAAUGCUCCAUGGAUGAGGCCACCUACGAGGAAAGACUCGACCCAGCCACCGCCUCGCAGUCUCCGGACGGAGCUGGGGGCUCCAAGCUGCCCCCGGUCCUGGCCAACCUCAUGGGCAGCAUGGGGGCAGGCAAGAACCCGCAGGGCCCUAACCCCAACUCCUCCAUCAACGUGCAAGAGAUCCUCACCUCCAUCAUGGGUGGCUCAAACAAUCAUAAGACAGAGGAGCUAAUGAAGCAGCCAGAUUAUUCUGACAAGAUCAAGCACCUGCUGGGCAACUUGCAGGGUCAGCCUGGACCAGGUCCUUCAGGAGUUCCACAUGGAUUGCUUGGACCAGGACCUGGUCCAGUUCCCAAUGGAUUUCCACCAGGUCCCAAGAAUAUGCAGCAUUUUUCUCCAGGAGGGCCAGGACCCAUGCCUGGACCACAUGGAGGCCCAGGUGGCCCUAACAUGCCCCCAGGUCCUGGUGUGCCAAGUGGACCCCGGAUGAUGGGUCCACCUCCUCCCCAGUGUAAUGAUGGAUACUGGGACCCUCCUGAUAGUGGCAUGCGUGGUGGGCCCCAUGGAGGCAUGAGGGGUGGCAGUCCUGGUCCAGGCCCUGGCCCCGGCCCUUUUCACCGUGGGCGUGGUGGCCGAGGCGGAGAGCCCCCUUUCCGUGGGCGAGGUGGUGGACGCAGUGGUGGGCCCCCCAAUGGUCGGGGUGGACCUCCCAACAGCAGCAUGGGCGGCGGUCAUGGGGGACACGGCGGAGGCAGCCAUGGAGGGGGACACGGUGGUGGCAGCCAUGGAGGACAUGGAGGAGGGGGCCACCCCGGAGACCACAGUCGGGGACAUCCAGGCGGUCAUCCAGGGGACCACGGCAGGGGAUAUCCAGGGGACCACGGCAGGGGACAUCCAGGAGGCCACCCAGGGGACCACGGCAGGGGACAUCCAGGGGACCACGGCAGGGGACAUCCAGGGGACCACGGCAGGGGACAUCCAGGGGACCACGGCAGAGGUCACCCAGGGGACCACGGCUGGGGGCACGGAGGCGGCCACGGUGGAGACAGGUCAAAACGCCCUGUGUGUCGUCAUUUCACAAUGAAAGGCAGCUGCAGGUACGAGAACAACUGUGCCUUCUACCACCCUGGAGUGAAUGGGCCGCCUUUGCACCAAUAACGGGGCCCCAGUCCGCUCUCCCCAUCUCUUCUAACUGUGGUAUCAGCGCACAUUCCCAUGUCAUGGACUCGGGGGCUUGAGCCCCCACCUCAGACUUCUGCUGCAUCCACCAUUUUAUGGCUUCUGUGAGGCCCUUCCAAUCCUAGGGGCAAGAGGAGGUGACUGCUCCCUCCUGCUGAGUCUGCUGCUACUGAUGAACUGCUGCAUCCCCCAAAGAGGAACCACUGGGAGGCGCCACCUCCCUCUCAUCGGCGGGGCAGUGAGGCCACCAAUGACUUGAAAGCACAAGAGCCCCAUGGAGGGUUUUAAAAACAAAACCUCCCCCAAGUUUUGUGUGACUAUCCCUGGGAGACCCACAAAGAAAGAGGGGACACUUCAGAGCACAGCCAUGCCUGGCUCCGUGCUGUACUUUGUUCCCAGGAACCAGACCUGCACUGAGGACUUUUGCUCUGGUCUGGAGGAACAGCUGGCGUCUGCAAGAAAAUCCUGCCCAUUUUAAGAACAUGUACGUGUGAGGCAAGGGUGGGGGUGAAGCAACUCUGCCUGUGGAUCAUUUAGUUGCAUUCUGUGGGAUUGGUGGCCAAGGGAUCUGUGGCCCCUGUCUAAGGGUCCACUAGAAGAGGAAGAGAAUUCCAGCAGUGGCCCCCUGCACAAUACCCUCUCUACCCACAGUAUCCCAUCCUGCCUUUUGUAAAAUACCCCCUGCAGUGACCCCACUGACUGCAGAGACGCAAUUUUUCCCUUGGUGCUAAGUCUGUCAUUGGGGGAAACCUACAAACUGUUUUCUAUGAAAACUCAACCUUGACUCUAAGUGAUUUAGGGGGUAACUUCUGUUUUCCUGAUUUACGUUGUUGUUGGUUGUGGGUUUUUUAAACUGUCUCACAAGAUGUGGACUCUUCACUACAUCUUCUGUCUCCCCCUUCCCUGGGUGCAGCAACCCCUCUCCUGAGGGGAAGAGAAUGUCUCCUUCUGUGUUUUGUAUAUUUUGUACAUUAGUAAUAAACAUGGUGCAAAAAAUUAAUUAUCUAAUUUAA